GAAAUUUACCCAACGUUGUUUCUUUGACAGGGAAGGGGACUGUCUGAAAGACGCUACAUUCCUGCAGUCCUAUCGUGUCGUGUCGGGCUGAGCCUUCUCUGUCAAGGAGUUGCGGAUAAGCGGGUGAAAGAGGAUGUCCUCUCAUCUGAAGCCUCUGGAGGGUCCUGGCCUAGCAGCUGAGUUCUUUUUGGGCUUGGGACAGCAGGAUUAACUGCUGAGGUCGUGAGAGAGUGUGGCUUUGUCCAGCUCAUUACUCACCAGAUUGGUUGGGGUCUGGGGGAUCUAAACAAAACUUAUAGAAAGAUAAACUGGAAGAAAUGAAAAGAAGCCCCUAGAAUCGUCUAGAAUCCGUUAGCUGGAUUCCCUCUUGCUGCUCAGAGCCCAGAGGGAGGCUGUGAUCCGAUUAAGCUCUGGGCCCACUUAAGUAAAGCAGCGACAGCCCAGCAAGAGCUCCUGCAUGUGAGCCACACAGAAGGAUUCAAAGUUGCUGCAUACUUUACUCUGAGAUCCGUGGAGAUAGAUUGAAGAUAACGAUACGGGCUUUUCUAUCUAAUAAUGCUGGAUCUAGGAGAAGCAUGAACCAUUUUAAGCAUCUAAGAGGGUUCUUGAAGCACAGGAGUUGGUGGCCAACCCUCCGAGUGCAGGUAAGAACCUUUGCAGCAUCCAGCUAAGCAGGUUGGUGAGCCAGGACUUGCAGCCCUUCCAGUCCCCUGACAGCUGGCAGCAGCGACCUCACCAGGAGCCAAAGCAUCCCUCAGUUGUGAGAUCUGACAGAAUGAGGUGUGCUGGGGAAGCCACUAGCUGGAACUUGGCCUUUCCUGACUGCCCCUGCAUUUUCCAGCCAGCCCCAGACCACUGAGGGGACAAUGGCUGAGAAAGGCGACUGCUUUGCCAGUGUCUACGGGUAUGACCUUGGUGGGCGCUUCAUUGACUUCCAACCCCUAGGCUUUGGGGUCAAUGGGUUGGUGCUGUCAGCUACAGAUAGCAGGGCUUGCCGGAAGGUAGCCGUGAAGAAGAUUGUUCUGAGCGAUGCCCGAAGCAUGAAGCACGCGCUCAGAGAGAUCAAAAUCAUCCGGCGCCUGGACCACGACAACAUCGUCAAAGUGUACGAGGUACUAGGACCCAAGGGUACCGAUCUGCAGGGCGAGCUCUUCAAGUUCAGCGUGGCCUAUAUUGUCCAAGAGUACAUGGAGACUGACCUGGCAUGCUUGCUAGAGCAGGGCACGCUGACCGAGGAGCACGCCAAGCUGUUCAUGUACCAGCUGCUCCGUGGGCUUAAGUACAUCCACUCUGCCAACGUGUUGCACAGAGACCUGAAGCCCGCCAACAUUUUCAUCAGCACGGAGGACCUUGUGUUGAAGAUCGGGGACUUCGGGUUGGCGAGAAUCGUGGAUCAACAUUACUCACACAAGGGUUAUCUGUCAGAAGGGUUGGUGACAAAGUGGUACCGCUCUCCACGACUGCUCCUGUCCCCGAACAACUACACGAAAGCCAUCGAUAUGUGGGCAGCUGGCUGCAUCCUAGCAGAGAUGCUCACGGGGAAAAUGCUCUUCGCUGGGGCUCACGAGCUGGAGCAGAUGCAGCUCAUUCUAGAGACCAUCCCUGUGGUCCGGGAGGAAGACAAGGAGGAGCUGCUUAGGGUGAUGCCGUCCUUCGUCAGCAGCACCUGGGAGGUGAAGAGGCCACUGCGCAAGCUGCUCCCGGAUGUCAACAGUGAAGCCAUUGACUUUCUGGAGAAGAUCCUGACCUUUAACCCCAUGGACCGCUUAACAGCUGAGAUGGGGCUACAGCAUCCUUACCUGAGCCCGUAUUCGUGCCCCGAGGAUGAGCCCACGUCACAACACCCCUUCCGCAUUGAAGAUGAGAUCGACGACAUCGUACUGAUGGCUGCCAGUCAGAGCCAGCUCUCCAACUGGGACAGGUAUCCUGUGAGCCUGUCGUCAGAUCUGGAAUGGCGGCCUGACCGGUGCCAGGAUGCCAGCGAGGUGCAGCGCGACCCACGCGCAGGCUCUACACCACUGGCGGAGGAUGUUCAGGUGGACCCGCGCAAGGACUCACAGAGCAGCUCCGAGCGCUUUCUGGAGCAGUCACACUCGUCCAUGGAGCGUGCCUUUGAGGCCGACUAUGGACGGUCCUGCGACUACAAAGUGGGGUCUCCGUCCUACCUGGACAAGCUGCUGUGGCGUGACAACAAGCCCCACCACUACUCAGAACCCAAGCUCAUCCUGGACCUGUCUCACUGGAAGCAGGCGGCCAGCGCACCCCCCAGGGCUGCAGUAGCAGCAGACUCGGUGUCACGGGAGGAUGAGCCAGCAAGCCUCUUUCUGGAGAUUGCGCAGUGGGUCAAGAGCACACAAAGUGGCCCUGAGCGUGCCAGUCCUCCCCCUGAUGCCCCAGAGCCUCGUCUCUCUGCCUCACCCCCAGGACACCCGACACCCAUUGAUGGGGGUGCCAGUCCCCAGUUCGACUUAGACGUGUUCAUCUCGCGUGCCCUAAAGCUCUGCACCAAACCUGAGGACCUACCGGAAAACAAACUGGGCGACCUGAACGGUGCGUGCAUCUCUGAGCACCCUGGUGACCUCGUGCAGACAGAGGCCUUCUCCAAAGAAAGGUGGUGAGCACAGAGGGGUGUGGGAGAACUCCCGGAGCAACAUCCCACCCAGAAAGCUGGACCAUUUCCUUGCUCCCCUCACACUCCUUCGGCCCCUCGCUGCUGCAUUGGGGUUAGCAGAACACACGCGGAUCCGGGGAGCAAGAAGAAUGUCCGUUUCUUAAACUGCCUUAAUAACUAGCCUUUAACCUCUGGGAGCGGGUUUGGACAGAGCCUGGCUGGGAGCUGUCAGUUUCCCAUCGAAAGGAAGGCCUGUUGAGAGUGUGGAAGGGAACAAAGGUAUCUUGGACAGCAGUCUACAGCCCUACGAGGGUUGAGGGGUCAGAAACAGCUAACAGUUUCCAAGCCAUGUGGCCCACCUAGUCUCAAAUGGACAUUUGGGCCCAGAGAAGCCGUUAGGACCACAAGCCUAAUAGUGUCAGGGUAAAGCCUGCGUCCCAAGCUCCUGUCCCUGGACCAGUGUCUGACCACAGUAUAAUGUCUUCCUCUGCUGGGGUCACUCUGGCUUUUUGGUCAGAAAACUUGGUCCCAAGUGCUUCUCGCUUCCCCUUAACAACUGUCCCAUCCGUCCCUUUAAUUUAGAACAAUGGUUCCUGAUUUCUGAAACUGGAAACAGAACCAGUUUCUUUCUCCUAGUCACCAGACGUAUUUCUAUGACUCCCCAAGUGCUUAAAUGUUCUCACCUGCCACUUCCCUGUGUUUACCCAACCCAGCUCAGUCUGAAGUUAUUGCUUCAUAUCAGAGCAGUUUGGAGGCCCUGGGUGAAUGUAGCCGUCUCCCAGGCCUGUGCCUACAGCCCCCUCCUGCAUGCCCUAUGCACUUUCCUGACUUGUUCCCCAGUGGAUAUCCUACAUGGGUGAGUUUGAAGACAGCAAUCACAAGAAUCCCUCUUGUCCAGCCCCCAGCAUCCCACCCACCUCACCCACGUACACACAGCUCCUCUCCAAGCCUAUUUUGGGACUAAAUGUUCUUGGCACAAAUUGCUCAUUUGUAGGAAAAGCAAUAAGGUGCUUUCUAAAAAAACAAAUGUGUUAGGAGGGAAGAUUCCACAGAAGACCCAUCAUCCUUCAUCAGUGUCGCCCAUGGUCAUGAGCAUCCAUUUGGUCCUAGCCAAGAGUGGACCCUAAAGGGAUGUCCUGAGAGCUAGCAACCCUAGGGCAAGAAACCCAGAAAGAUAAACUAGGAGUUUAAAAAAGGGGGUCUCAACCUCAAGUGUCCUAAAGAGUCAGAUGGAGAACCCAAGACAAAGAAAGAAAUUCAAAGUAAUCACCCCCUGGUAGCUUAGGUUAAGACAAACUUGGAGUCAGUCCAAAGCCCUCUGCAGAAAAAGAAUAGGGCAGUGGGUUGGGGAGAAUACCAACAGUCCUCAGUCUGUCCCUGAACACUCUGCCACUGGUAUCCAUCCUCCUCCUUCCCCUUUCCCCUCUCCCUCCACUCCCCCUGCCAAUAUCCCAAAGACACCCUCAAGAGGUCUAGCUGGUCUGCUGAGAGAUCUCCUUGGACUGUGUUCAUCUUCACAUCGCAGCACCUUAAAUCUAGCGAACUAUGAUUUGUAUAUUGAAACCUACAAUAUUUUAACGUAUAUUUUAAAACAAUUAAUCAUGCUGGCCAGUUUUUAAGUGGAAAAAUAUGUAAAUAUAAAGUGUUUAGGUUUUAUUCUUUUUCUCUCUCUUUUUUUUUUCUUUUCCUUAAGAAAAUGCAAUGCACACCACUCCUUAUGUGCCAUUUGUCCUCAGAGGGAAGCUUUACUUUUUGAGUAAAGGAACGUGCUGCUGACUGGACCGCGCGCGCGAGUUCACGGAGAAUUGUUAUAAUUAUUCAUGUUCUUAAAAGAAUCUGUUAAAUAUUAUUAAACUUGAUCAGGAUGAGCCAAAUAAAGUUUUAUUGGAACACAGA
Messenger RNA from Arvicanthis niloticus (Nile rat), 4507 nucleotides. It is a transcript of the gene Mapk4, whose product is annotated as mitogen-activated protein kinase 4. Gene Ontology annotation, molecular function: MAP kinase activity; ATP binding. Gene Ontology annotation, biological process: protein phosphorylation. NCBI's taxonomy places the organism in Eukaryota, Metazoa, Chordata, Mammalia, Rodentia, Muridae. The record is from RefSeq and is a predicted model, not a curated record.